Messenger RNA from Ostreococcus lucimarinus CCE9901, 858 nucleotides. RefSeq lists its product with no specific name. Gene Ontology annotation, cellular component: cytosol. The annotation marks the transcript as partial. NCBI's taxonomy places the organism in Eukaryota, Viridiplantae, Chlorophyta, Mamiellophyceae, Mamiellales, Bathycoccaceae. Gene Ontology annotation, molecular function: 3'-5'-DNA exonuclease activity. The record is from RefSeq and is a predicted model, not a curated record. The transcript has a single exon.
GUGGACGUCGGGGCGAACUUGACGGAUGGGAUGUUUCGCGGUGUGUACCGCGGAAAACGCGCGCACGAGGACGAUUUGGGCGCCGUGCUGCGACGCGCGCGCGAGGCGGGGGUGAGCGAUAUCAUCGUCACCGCGGGCACGCUCGAGGAAGCGCGCGAGGCGGUGGCGCUGGCGAGGGAAACGCGGGAGGAUGGCGCGGCGCCGAGGCUGUACGCGACGUGCGGCGUGCACCCGACGAGGUGCGGCGCGUUCGCGGACGACGUCGACGGCGCGGACGCGCACUUGGAAAAGUUGAAGCGAGUCGCGCUCGACGGUAAGGCGAGCGGGACGAUCGUGGCGAUCGGGGAGAUGGGAUUGGAUUACGACAGGCUCGAGUUUUGCGACGCGGCGACGCAAAAGGAAAUGUUUGAAAAACAGUUUGCCCUCGCCGAGGCGACGUCGUUGCCGCUGUUCUUGCACAUGCGCGCCGCGUGCGACGAUUUCUUGGAGAUUAUCGAUCGCAACGCGCACAGAUUCACCGCGGGAGUCGUGCACUCUUUCACCGGCGGCGCGCGCGAAGCCGCCGCGGUGCUCGCGCGCGAAAAUCUCCUCAUAGGUCUCAACGGCUGCUCGCUCAAGACCCAAGAAAACCUCGACGUGGUGAAGACGAUUCCACUCGAUCGAAUCGUUCUCGAAACCGACGCCCCGUGGUGCGGGAUCAAGCCCACGCACGCCGGUUUCGCCGCCGUCGCGCCGCCGCUCUCGUGGCCGAAACCCGUCAAGAAGGAAAAGUGGUUCGCGGGCGCUCUGAUCAAGGACCGUUGCGAGCCAGCGCACAUCGUGUGCGUCGCUCAAAUCAUCGCCUGCGCGCACGGCGUC